Molecule: messenger RNA, 2340 nt
Organism: Gekko japonicus
Lineage: Eukaryota; Metazoa; Chordata; Lepidosauria; Squamata; Gekkonidae
Exons: 9
Coding region: 1-2292 (763 amino acids)
Molecular function (GO): zinc ion binding
Source: RefSeq, a predicted model, not a curated record
AUGGGAGCCACCCCAAACUCCGUAGAUGGAGGGGGCGAUGACAUGGCAGAGGCAAGCAUGCAGAUCACGGCUGACCAGAGAGGAGGAGAGGUUGAGACGGAGAAUGGGGCGAUGCGUGGAAUUGGAGAGGAUCCAGCAGGGAUGUCCCCGGGGUGGAGUUUUCGGGAGGCGAGCCAGCAAGCCAUCAGGAGAGCCCCGACGAUUCAGGCAGAGGCAAGCAUGCAGAUCACGGCUGACCAGAGAGGAGGAGAGGUUGAGACGGAGAAUGGGGCGAUGCGUGGAAUUGGAGAGGAUCCAGCAGGAAGCAGACUCUUAGAAGUAGUCAAUGAACUCUGCGGCGGCUGCAACAUGGCCUCCAUCAGAGAAGUGUCCAGCAUUGCCGAAGAUCUGCUCUGUUCUGUCUGCCUCUCCAUCUUCCAGGAGCCCCGCAUGCUGGGCUGCGGCCACAAUUUCUGCCUGGCUUGUUUGGAGAGCUGCGUCAUCCCCAAGGGCCAGCAUCAGGGGACGUGCCCUCAGUGCCGAUGCCCCUUCCGUCUUCAAGAUGCCCUGUGUAACAGAGUCCUGGCCAGCCUGGCGGAGAAGGCCCGGCUCCUCAAGCUGGAGGAGGGGGCGCAGUCCGAUGGGGCUGGGAGCUGGUAUUUUUGUGAGGAACACGAAGAACCUCUUAAGCUCUUCUGCAGCGAGGAUGAGGCGCCAGUUUGUGUGAUCUGCCGGGAUCUGCCGCAACAUCAGGGUCAUCGCUUUUUGCCUAUCAAGAAUGCGGUGAAGGUUUGUCAGGAUAAACUGAAGGCAUCUCUUGAGUCCUUGGAGGAUGGCAUGAAAUGGGCCACAAAUAAUAAGUCUCGCCAGCAGGAGGCGAUAGAAGAGCUGGAGAGCUUAAGUCAGCAUCUGUAUGGCCACAUCUUCAUUGAGUUUGAGAGUCUUCGCCAGAUCCUAGAUGCUAGAGAGCAGAGCAUGAUGGGCACUGUGAAACAGCUGAAGGAGGACAACCAAGCCAAAAUGGAAGAGAGGCUGGAGUAUUUAAAAUCGUACACGUCCUCUCACGCCGAGACCAUCUCCGUGACCCAAGCGGCGCUUGAGGAAUCGAAUGAAUUUGCUUUGCUGAAGGGAAUCAAGGAACUGAUGCGACGAAUCCAGGAGCGUCUAGAAGAAGGAAAUGGAGAAGCAGAACCUGACCAGGGAGCCAAGGAAACCGAGGAGGAAGAUGCCAAAGAUGCGACAGUUGGUCUAAAUGUUUCUGAAGGAAAAGGGAAUGAAACCCAAAAUGAUGAAGGGGAACCUUAUGCUGAAGGUCAGGAAGCUGAGGACAGAGACAUUGUCUAUGUGGAUCCUGCUCUUGAGGGGCUGGAAGCGUGGCUAGAUUUUGAGACCUGGAAAGAAAUGUUGGAAAGCAUCACAAUUGGGGAGAACGACAACCAAGCCUCACCCUACUGGUUCCCAUCACCGGAGGAAGACGUAUUCCAACCUGGGGAUGGCAGUACUUCUGAGGCAACUGAGGAAGAAACAACAUCCCUAGAAGAAGACGCAAUCUGCGCUGUAGAUGUUGUCACUUCAAAACCAGAUGAAGCUGCCUCUGACAAACCUUCGCUAGGCAGCUGCUCUGCCACAGCUCUGCCCAUAGAGAGAGUCCUCCAUAGCCAACCACCCAGCCCCUGCCCACCUAAUUACUUCCCGGUGCCUAUCUUCCAACAGAUACCACUUUACAAUCCAGUGCAAAGAUGGGGGUCCCCGUGUAGCUGGAGGCCUAACCCCAGAAGGGGCUGGACCAUGAUGCCAGGCAGGGGAGCCCCAUCUAGGCCCUUGUUUUGGCCCAGACAAGGACAAGGCAGAGCAUUUCCAAAUACACGGACACAACACACUGUGUGCAGUUGGAGAUCACCCGGGACAGACACAUGGAAAGCUAGAGGGGCAAGUGCCUCAGGGCCAGGUAGGGGCUGGUUCAAGAAGCAGAACCCUCAACCCAGUGGGAGUAACACCUCAAGUCAGAGUGGUGGGGGGAAAACACAGUCACCCACGCCCAGGGGAGCUCACGUUUCAGGGCAAGGCCGAGGAGGUCCAGGGCAAGGUCGGGGGUCUGCACACCCACCAGGCCGAGGAGGUCCAGGGCAAGGUCGAGGGUCUGCACACCCACCGGGGCAUGGAGGUUCCGGGCAAGGUCGAGGGUCUGGUCAGAAAGGACCAACCCACCACAGUGGAGGACACGCUUCCUCAAGCAAGGGGGCGUCAAAUAGGCAGACAUCUCAUCAUGGAGGGCGUGGUUGUGGUUCAGCAAGAGGUUCUCAGAGAAAGUAGUCCCUUCCCCACUCAUUUCCCUCAGCAGUGGCUGCAUCUAAGAGACAU